Ruditapes philippinarum (Manila clam) is the source of this 1551-nucleotide messenger RNA. RefSeq lists its product as uncharacterized. Bases 244 to 1326 code for a protein of 360 amino acids. The record is from RefSeq and is a predicted model, not a curated record. The transcript is spliced from 4 exons. NCBI's taxonomy places the organism in Eukaryota, Metazoa, Mollusca, Bivalvia, Venerida, Veneridae.
GAUUUUCUUUUACAACAUAGGUACAGAAUUAAUGGAUUCUAAACAAACCGUUUGUUUUAUAUACGGAAAUGAAAUAAUUUUAAGUAUUUUGUAUUUUCUAAACAAAGUGGUGGCAUAAUGCGAAAAUGAAUAACUUCUGUAGCAGAUUUCGGAAUUUGAAAUGUGGUUAUUAAAUGGUUGAAUAAUAGAUAGUCGAAUACUGGACGAUUUUUUUCUUAUUUUGAAAUUAAAUGAUAAAAAACUAUGUGGUUCCCAACAGAUAACCGUCCGCCAAGCACACACAACACGCCGCGCACAGAUCGCAGGUUACCAAAAUUAAAUGACAAAGGAAGCACUAUAAGCCGUAAGUCAGACCGUCCUGUUCUGCCACCGGCGCAAGGAACCAGUACUGGUAAGCCGUUCUUUGUAGAGGAUGACAGACGAUCUAAAAUAACCGUAGUGUCUUUAAAAUCGGACAGAACAUCUAGGACAGUACAGACAGUCCAGUCGACAUUAUCACCACGGACACCAGUUGCCCCACCUCCGAAAGGCGCGAAAGGAAUGUUUAUAAAAGCAAAGACUAAAGUGAAAGACGGCUUCAGAGAAUCUUCAAUAAAAAGAAUUGUGGCAUCAGGCCUAUGUGUGGCGACGACGCUUCUACUGUUAUUCGGAGUGUUUCUGCCUUUUUGGAACGUGUACACUUACACAGUCGAUGAUGUGACCACUGGCUACUAUGGGGGUUUGUGGAACUACUGUCUGAGGGUCACUGGUGGGAGUACGACCUGCACCAUGUACACAGAGUAUUAUUUAGCACACUGGUUCCGAGCCGUACGAUUUUUGGAAUUGAUGGCGUUUAUGGGAAUGCUUGGACUAAUGGGUUUGGUAGUUGCCUACAUGUUCUUUCUGCGAGAGAUUAAAUAUAUCUUUCUUCAAUGGAUCAUAAUUGGGCUAUGCUUUGGUGUAGCUUUAUUCAGUCUACUAGGAUUGAUUGUUUACGCCUCUUCUUACUCUAACUCAAGUCACAUCAGCAGUGCGUAUGGACUUACAUUUUGCGCGUUCUUUGGCACUUGCGCUGCUGGUGCCCUUUUUCUAUGGGACAAACUGACAAUGGGAAAAGAAAUUGACGCUACAACGGGAUUUAGAGGAUUAUCCGGGUACCAAAGUUCAAGGCCGUCAAAGAUGCGCAGCCGACUCUCUCACGUAAAGAGCACGAGAUCCCAUGGUCAAAGGUCAACGGAUAGGUCAACAGUGGUCAGUAAAGUGUCAAGCGUCCCAAGAAGCACGAGAUUAGGUGCUAAUCCAAGCGUUGGUGCUGGCACUCAGCUUCCUACAACCAAAGAAGUGUAAAGAUUGCCAAUUAAUCAUUCUAAAGCAAUCAGAAUAGAACCCUUUUGACUAUUUCCCAAUGACUUAAUUCGUGUUUGAUAACUUUGUUGCUAUGUGAUAUAUUUUGUUGAAAUCCUAAAUUGUGUGUAUUGAUAUUUAUUUUGUCAGAGCGUAAAAAACGUUUUGCUAUAAGUGUUUAGGUUGAAUGAUAUAAAUACGUUAUAAUUAUAUAUGUAUUGUAAUAUA